This is a messenger RNA of Arxiozyma heterogenica, 741 nucleotides long. RefSeq names its product SUMO-targeted ubiquitin ligase complex subunit SLX8 (gene SLX8). NCBI's taxonomy places the organism in Eukaryota, Fungi, Ascomycota, Saccharomycetes, Saccharomycetales, Saccharomycetaceae. The record is from RefSeq and is a predicted model, not a curated record. Gene Ontology annotation, molecular function: metal ion binding; SUMO-ubiquitin ligase activity. Bases 1 to 741 code for a protein of 246 amino acids. The transcript has a single exon.
AUGUCCAACGUGCAAACAAAUCUUUUUGUUACUGAAGACACAAGCGAUCCAAGUAUCACAUUAGGAAAUGAAGAGGCUUUAAAUAUAGAAAAUGAUGACGAGGCGUCUACAGAUUUUACUGGGAUGAGUUCAGAUUCUAAUUUACUGGAAAUGUUGGAUAAGGAAAAUUCACAUUAUGAAAAUAGAACUAACCAAACUUCUAAUUCUAUUUUACAAGAUUCUGUAUUACAUCGUAUUUCAAGUGAUACACCAAUAAAUACUAUUACACCAUCAACUCCUCGUAUAGAAUCCAAUAGCCAUCAGGAUGAUAAUCUGACAAUAAUUGCUGCUCAAGAACCACCAUCUACAAAUAAACAUACUGUUACUAAUGAUAAUAAUAAUAUUACCACAAUAGACUUAGAUGUUGAAGAACAACAGGUAGUGGAAAUUUUAGAUGAUGAAGAAGAUGAUCUAGAACUGAAAAAAUCCAGAAAACCCCCUGAAUCAUACAAGCCGAUUAGAGAGUAUAAAUGCCCAAUAUGUUUUGAACCACCAGAAAGGGCAUUAAUAACACAAUGUGGUCAUGUAUUUUGUUGUGAUUGUCUGUUUCAAAUGGUCAAUAAUUCAAAUCCAAGUCGAAAUUUACAAAAUAGUUAUUUAGGACUAUGUGCAUUGUGCAGGUCUAAAGUCGAUUUAAGGACUGUUGUACUACUAAGAAUGAAACGUAAACAAAUCCAAACAUCAAAAGAGGAAAAUAAAUGA